Messenger RNA from Colius striatus (speckled mousebird), 1482 nucleotides. RefSeq names its product acidic mammalian chitinase-like. NCBI's taxonomy places the organism in Eukaryota, Metazoa, Chordata, Aves, Coliiformes, Coliidae. Gene Ontology annotation, molecular function: chitin binding; chitinase activity. The transcript has 11 exons. Gene Ontology annotation, biological process: carbohydrate metabolic process; chitin catabolic process. The coding region runs from base 1 to 1167 and encodes 388 amino acids. The record is from RefSeq and is a predicted model, not a curated record. Gene Ontology annotation, cellular component: extracellular region.
AUGGCCAAGCUCACUCUGCUCACCGGUCUGGCCCUCCUGCUGAACGCCCACAUAGGCUCUGCCUAUGUGCUGUCAUGUUACUUUUCCAACUGGGCCCAGUACAGGGCUGGCCUGGGCAAAUUCUUGCCUGACAACAUCGACCCGUACCUGUGUGACCAUCUGAUCUACGCCUUUGCUGGGAUGGACAACAACGAGAUCACAACUACUGAACGCGAUGAUGAGAAGCUUUACAAGUCCUUCAAUGACUUGAAGAACCAGAACGAGAAACUGAAGACUCUCCUGUCAGUUGGAGGAUGGAGUUUUGGGACAGCCAAGUUCUCCACAAUGGUUUCCACACCUGAGAACCGUCAGACUUUCAUCAAGUCUGCCAUCAGAUUCCUGCGCCAGUACGGCUUUGACGGGCUGGACAUUGACUGGGAAUACCCUGGCUCCAGGGGCAGCCCAUCCAAGGACAAGGAGCUCUUUACUGUCCUGGUUAAGGAAAUGAAGGCAGCCUUUGAGCAGGAAGCCAAACAGGUCAGCAAGCCCCGUCUCAUGAUCACCGCGGCUGUUGCUUCAGAUCUUUCCAACAUUCUGUCUGGCUACCAGAUCUCUGAGCUUGGAAAGUACCUGGACUACUUCCAUGUGAUGACCUACGACUUCCAUGGCUCCUGGGAUGGACACACUGGGGAGAACAGCCCUCUUUUCAACAAUGUUCACAACUAUAUCAGUGUUGAGUUUGCUAUGAACUACUGGAAGAGCAAUGGUGCCCCAGCUGAGAAGCUCCUUGUUGGAUUCCCAACCUAUGGACAUAGCUUCCACCUGAAAAACUCAUCUGACACUGCUGUUGGGGCACCAACAACAGGGCCUGGGCCAGCUGGACCUUACACAAAGCAGUCUGGACUCUUGGCUUACUAUGAGAUCUGCUUAUUCCUGGACAAGGGAGCCACCAACGUUUGGGAUAACUCUGAGGACGUGCCUUAUGCCUACAAGGGUGAAGAAUGGGUUGGCUAUGACAACGUCAGGAGCUUCAGUGCCAAGGUUGACUGGCUGAAGAAGAGUAAUUUUGGAGGUGCCAUGGUUUGGACCCUUGAUAUGGAUGACUUCACUGGCACUUUCUGCGAGCAGGGCAAAUAUCCCCUGAUUAACACUCUGAAGAAGGGUCUUGAUCUGGAAAGCAGUGGCUGACAGAUCUAUUGGGAAUCCAGUCCUCCAGUCCCUGUAGAUCCUAAAUAUGGAAGUGGGAAUGUGAGCAUGAGUUGGAGUAACGAUUCAGGUGACUGGUGGACGUGGUUCCUGUGCAGGCAAAGCCAUCCAGACUCAGCCAGAGUUUUAACAUCAAAACUUGUUGCAGAACUGCCGUGAUGAUCUUGUCUAUAAUAUCAGCUGCUUCUGCUACAAUUAGCCAUGAAGAUACUAGUGCUAUUGCAGCAAAUAGACCCCUCUGAUCUUAUUGCCUGGAAUAAUGAUUAAAUAAAUUGUUCUGCAAAAGCAACAAUCCUC